Echinops telfairi (small Madagascar hedgehog) is the source of this 1148-nucleotide messenger RNA. It is a transcript of the gene RAB20, whose product is annotated as RAB20, member RAS oncogene family. Gene Ontology annotation, molecular function: GTPase activity; GTP binding. The record is from RefSeq and is a predicted model, not a curated record. Bases 47 to 553 code for a protein of 168 amino acids. NCBI's taxonomy places the organism in Eukaryota, Metazoa, Chordata, Mammalia, Afrosoricida, Tenrecidae. The transcript is spliced from 2 exons.
UGGAACCCAUGACACCCGGCGGGAGCAGUUCCAUGGGCUGGGCUCCAUGUACUGCCGAGGCGCAGCCGCCAUCAUCCUCACCUACGACGUCAACCACGCGCAGAGCCUGGUGGAGCUGGAGGACCGGUUCCUGGGCCUGACGGACACGGCCAGCGCCGACUGCCUCUUUGCCGUCGUGGGGAACAAAGUGGACCUGACCGAGGCAGGCACCGCCAAGGGCCCGGAGCAGGAAGAGGGCAGCCCCGCGGAGGCUGGCAGCAGCUGCGUGCCCUCCGCCAGGGUGCCCAAGCAGGUGAAGCCGGAGGACGCGGUGGCCCUUUAUAAAAAGAUCCUGAAGUACAAAAUGCUGGAUGAGAAGGACAUGCCUGCCGCGGAAAAGAUGUGCUUUGAGACCAGUGCCAAAACCGGGUACAACGUGGACCACCUGUUUGAGACCUUGUUCGACAUGGUCGUGCCAGUGAUUGUACGGCAGAGGGCCCAGGGCCUGCCGCAGACGGUGGACAUCCGUGAUUUCAAGCAGCCCAAACAGACGAAGUCAGGGUGCUGCACCUGACUUUCCCAGGGGUCGCCCCGACUGCCAUUUUGCACUUCGGGUCAGGGCUGUGACCCAGGGAGCCGGUGCCCAGGACAGAAGGCAGCGGCAGCAAUCAGAGAUCUGUACGGGCAUGGAAACAGCAGCUGCUUAUUGAAAGGAGAUCGAGGCCCAUCAUCUCCUCCGUCUACGUGUGGUGGGUUAAGAGGUAGGGACCCCACUGGAAUCAUCUCUUGAAACCCAUCUGCAGAACAAGGCUGCCCGGCCUGCCUGCCCGACCUGCUGCUCCGCGGGAACCAAGUGGCCCUGUCGGGACCUGGACUGGGGAGUCCCUCUUCGCCUCGGCACAGACGGGCGCUUUGCUGCGUAUAUGAGACCUGACACCAGCCGUUACCACAUCCUGCAACUUCUCUGUCUGUCGUGAUUGGCACUUGUUCCCUCUUCACUGUGAUAGGAUCUCUCUCUGGUCCUCCAUGUGGUACUUGUGUUUUUAUGCAUCACCGAAGUGAUUCUCCACCCGUUAAUUUAUACAAAAUCAGGAACAACUGUUUUUAUAUUGGUUGCGGCAGCGUGACUUACAUAUGUUAUUAAAAAGAGAUUUUCAGAAAAAAAAUGA